UGACGCGACUCUCUACAUUGCUCUGACCGCAUCCACUGUCGGCAAGCGUUUUAUUUUGAAGGUUGUGAUCCAUCGUAAGGGUGGAAGUCCUGUGUUUGAUUGCAGUAGGCUUGACACUGAAAGGCAAACGGCAAGAGGUGAGGGACGGCCUCAGCUCCAGCCAUGACCUCUGGGAAUGGGACCACUGGCAGCACCGAACACAAUGGAGAGAGCAUGCUGGCCCAGGCUCUAGUCAGAUCACACAUCCUCACCCAUCUGAUUGAGGGAUUUGUUAUCCAAGAAGGUGCUGAGCCUUUUCCUGUGGAGCGUCCAUCCUUCUCUAUUGAGAGACUAAGGAGACACAAUCAGCGCAUGGAAAGGCAGAAUCACAAAGCAGACUCAGAGAUGGAUGACCUGUCACCUCAUGAGUUAAAGGCCCAGCAGGAGGAGCCCAUGCUAACCUGUGAACUGUGUGGCAAGGUGGAUUUCGCCUACAUCUUCAAAAGGUCCAAGAGGUUCUGCUCAACAGCGUGUGCCAAACGCUACAAUGUGGGAUGUACUGCGCGAGUGGGUCUGUUCCCAAAUCGCAAAACCACCAUGGAGAAUAUGAAGAAACAAAGAGCACUGAAUGGAAACCACAAAAACUCAAGUUUAGAGUCUAAAAAAGAAGAUCCCAACAUCUGUUCAGAAAUCUGCUGCUGGUACUUUGUCCUCUGGUCACUUGGUUCACCCUGGGAUGGCGGAUUUCAGUCAGUGUUCAGACUUGUCUGGCUAUAAGGACCCUCAUCACCCCUGUUGGCAUCACAGCAGGUGCUUGCAGGCCCAGGCUCUGAGCUACCCUUCGUGCCCCACAGCUUCCUACCCAGCAACCCUGGCAAGUGGAAUGUUGAAGAUGUCUAUGAGUUCAUCUGUUCUCUGCCAGGUUGCCUGGAGAUUGCUGAAGAGUUCCGUUCACAGGAGAUUGACGGGCAGGCCCUGAUGCUGCUGAAGGAAGAUCAUCUCAUGGGAACCAUGAACAUCAAACUGGGUCCUGCACUCAAGAUCUUUGCCCAGAUUAGCAUGCUAAAAGACUUGUAGCCUCACACACACACUGUAUGCAAGGCAGCUUUAUUCCGACUGAACAGACAGGAUAUGCUCAGGAUCCCUGAUGAAGACACAGGCCAUAAUUAAGUUGGACAGGCCUUUAAUACAGACAUUUUUUAUGGCCUGAUGUCCACAGGGACAUCAAAAUGAGUUUUUGAUUCUUCUCACUCUAUCAUAACUUCAGGAAAACCUUGCCAGGUACUAUAUUCUGUUUUACAAUUUUGUGCUAGUAACCUGUUUAGGGAAAAGUCCUCCAUUUGUUUUGUUUUUGUAGAGUAAAUCAUUGUAAAGGAGCAAGACUAAGUUUAAAUUUCAUGUCAGUCUUGAUCUUCCCUUCUGUUCUUUGUGAUAAUCCCUUGAUGGAAUUGCGAUGUUGGAUUGUGUUAAUUAAAAUCUUCCUGCUUUUUCUCACAUUUGGCCUUAAACAAA
This is a messenger RNA of Myripristis murdjan (pinecone soldierfish), 1491 nucleotides long. RefSeq names its product polyhomeotic homolog 2a (Drosophila) (gene phc2a). Gene Ontology annotation, cellular component: nucleus; PRC1 complex. Lineage: Eukaryota; Metazoa; Chordata; Actinopteri; Holocentriformes; Holocentridae. Gene Ontology annotation, biological process: negative regulation of DNA-templated transcription. Gene Ontology annotation, molecular function: chromatin binding; zinc ion binding; histone binding. The record is from RefSeq and is a predicted model, not a curated record.